This is a messenger RNA of Rotaria sp. Silwood2, 1080 nucleotides long. NCBI's taxonomy places the organism in Eukaryota, Metazoa, Rotifera, Eurotatoria, Philodinida, Philodinidae. The record is from the annotation of a GenBank genome assembly.
AUGAAAGAGAUCGCGAAUUUUACGAUNGAUGAUUUAUUUAAACCAAAAUCAUCAUCAAAAAAUACGGAUACAUUCAGCACUGAUUGGGAAAUUGUUGAUCGACAUACUCCAACUAAAGAUUUCGGAUUCAGUGGAACGAAUAGUUCAUCAUAUUCUAAUAAUGAUACUUCAAGUUCAUCAUCAAAAUCAAAAACUCAAUCAUCUACAUCUUAUCCUGAAGGAAAUAAUAGUGAAGCACAAAAACGUUUUUCCAAUGCUAAAGCUAUAUCAAGUGAUCAAUUUUUUAAUAAAGAUUCCGAUAAUCAAAACAAUGUAAUAUCACGUUUUCAAGGAAGUGCAAGUAUUUCAAGUGAAGAUUUUUUUGAUGAUCCAAAUAAAAAAAAACAAGAUCGUUCAACUUAUCAAAGUCCUGAUUUAUCAGGCAUGACAGCUGAUUUUAAAGAAGGUGUAUCGAAAGCAGCCAAUAAAUUAUCAUCGUUAGCCAGUAAUGUUAUGUCAAGCAUGCAGAAACAAAUGAAAUACACAAUUACACGGCAAUUUUCAUUACGAAAGAAAAAAUUUGAAAUUAUUAGUGGUUCAAAAACUGUAUAUGCAGUGAAAGCUACGCCUUCUAAAGAACAUAAGGGUCAAUUCAAUGUUCAAAUAUCAAAUCCAAUAUCCAAAUAUAUCAAUAAUGAAUACUGUGUUAUAGAACCAGAUUCAAAGACUCCUCGAAAUUAUUUAAUAUAUAUAGUAAAUGAUGAAUCGAAUAAGAAAACUCUUUUUGGACAAUUAUUUUAUGAAAUUUGUAUUUAUAAUAACUGUCUUUAUACAAUUGUUAUUGGAAGAAAAUUAUAUAAAGUACGAAGUUCCGAUUUAAAAGAUCGGCGUUUAGCUAUUAUAGAUACUUUUGAACAAAAUAAUCCAUCGAAAUUAGAUCAAUAUCCAACGUUUCAAUGUCCACAAAUAUUAUUUCAAGUUAUUGAUACAUUUUCAAAAUCAAAUAAAGCAUACCAUGUUACUAUAAAUGAUAAAGAACAACAUCUUGGAUAUCUUGCUAUUGUUAUUCUGCUUGAUCUUCAUGAAUGUAAAUUAGAUUGA